This is a messenger RNA of Suillus fuscotomentosus, 942 nucleotides long. RefSeq lists its product as uncharacterized. The coding region runs from base 1 to 942 and encodes 313 amino acids. The transcript has a single exon. The record is from RefSeq and is a predicted model, not a curated record. Lineage: Eukaryota; Fungi; Basidiomycota; Agaricomycetes; Boletales; Suillaceae.
AUGGCCAUAACAUCCUUGGCAUGUCUUCACCAGCUCACUAGCCUAACUCUUGUCAUCAUUCCUGGAUUAUCAAUCAUGAAGGAGAGCAACACUAUUCCUGAUCAUCAUAUUCGGACCCAGGUUCUAAACAUCCAUGUGGAAUCCAAUUCACUUACAGAAUCUAUCUCUGUAAAUACUGGAUUUCCAGCUCUUCUAUCCCUCUUGUCCAAUCAUCCCAUCACUUGCCAAGGUCUCAGCAUCAACAUUCACCAAGAAUAUUGCUCAGCAAAUGUCAUUCUGCAUUUCUUCAAUACUCUCACAUCACUUGCACCAAUCAAUGAUGAUGAUGAUGAAUUCCUAGCUUGGGAGAAUCUGGCAGCUUUCAGAUUACAGAUGCCAUGGGACAAGAAUUUUUUCAUAUUGGAUGAAGAAAGUAUUCAGAUUCCAAGAAAUGGAUUAGCUGCUUUGCACAGACUGGUCUAUUUGACUGCUCUGGAGCUGGAGGACUUGGGAACUUGUAGGAUUGAUGAUGAUGCCUUGAGGAAUUUGGCCCUCAGCUUGCCUUAUCUUCAAUGUCUCUUGUUAGGCACAAGACAACUUUGGGAGGAACCUCCAAGAGCCACUCUAUGGGGAAUAUCACUUGUUCUGCACUACUGCCCCCAUCUAGAGACACUUGGUCUGCUGUUUUACUGCAGCUUAGGACACCACAAGAUUGAAUAUGCUGAUACCAAUAACCUGAUCACUACAUUGCAGGUUGGAUUCUCACCUCCUCACAGUUCUUUUACUGUGGCAGCAUUCCUUGCUCAUUCAUUGCCUAAUCUUGAUUCAAUCAUGGUGGAGCCUGAAGAAUCUCAUAGGAAAUAUGGCCAUAGUAGAACUGAUCUGACUCUGCCUGACCGUGACAUUAGGAUUCAAGAAUGGAGCAGAAUUUUAGACUUGACUACAGAGUUUGCAGAUAUCUGA